Messenger RNA from Acanthoscelides obtectus, 334 nucleotides. The record is from the annotation of a GenBank genome assembly. Lineage: Eukaryota; Metazoa; Arthropoda; Insecta; Coleoptera; Chrysomelidae.
AAGUAUUAUUCCAAAGACCGUAUCCUUCAACGAAACAAAAAACAAAGUACAUAUCAUAUAUGCAUGGCAAUAUGCAUAUAGAGAAGCUCGAAGAAGUAACGGGAGAUGGCAGAUAGAUGUAGGUUUCAAAGGCGAGUGCAACUAGUCGAAGAAGUGUUAAAAAAAUACUUGACAGUAGAUUAUAGGCAAACAGUGUUUACAGAAGGUUCAAAGUGUAAAUUAUUAAAGUGGAGGUAUGUCUGUGAUAUGUAUAAAAGUAGUAAGAAGUAGGUUUAGUAAAAUUUCGAGUAUGUAAUGUAAUGGUAAAAAAUACAUUAAAUGAAGAAACAUGUUU